UGGAUUCCUCACAGACAGUGGCAGGACAGCAACGGGUUAAUGUUACUGUACAGAUACAGAAGUGUGUGCGGUGCAUGUAGGCUGCUCGUGUCCACUCGCUUCAUCACUCGUUGCAUGCUACUUUACUUUCCCCAUUCCCACAGUAGGCACCAAAGAAGAGCUCUGCACCUGCUCUGCAGACACCAUUCGGCAUGGAUGCGUUAAAAUCAGCCGGGAGAGCAAUAAUCAAAAGUCCUGGAGUUCCGCGGCACACAUGGGGAACCUCCAAGCAUGAAAAGCUCCCAGAGAACUGGACAGACACCAAGGAGACACUCCUGGAAGGGAUGGUGUUCAAUGUAAAGUAUCUAGGCAUGACACUGGUUGGUCAACCUAAAGGUGAAGACAUGGCAGCGGCUGCUAUCAGGAGGAUUAUAACCACGGCUCAUGCCAGUGCGAAGAAGUUUCAAAAAGUGACCCUCACUGUCUCCCCUAAAGGAAUCAUCAUCUCAGACACUGAGACCAAUGACCUCAUUGAGGACGUUUCCAUUUACAGAAUUUCUUACUGCACAACAGAUAAAACUCAGGAUAAGGUAUUUGCCUACGUCUCCCAAAGCCAAUUCAAUGAAACUCUGGAGUGCCAUGCCUUUCUAUGCCAAAAAAAGAAAGUAGCUCAGGCAGUGACUUUGACAGUAGCACAAGCUUUUAAAAUAGCACUGGAUCUGUGGGAGAUUGCACACGAAGACAAAAGUAAGAAAGGUCGCACAUGCUAUUCCUGUACAGACCCCGAAUCUCAGCCUGAAUCAGAUCCAAACAGUGUUUCAGAGGAGGAGAAGACUCAGGCUAUGAUGGAGCACAAACUUAGAAAGCCCUUCUUGCCUGCCUUUCUUUUACCAUCUCCACACAGCAACACUAGGAGACGGCCAAUCAAACAUGACUCCUGGGAUGUGGAAGAUAGCCUUGAUGAUGCAUUUUCAAGCAAUAUGGAGGUGGGGGAGAUGGACACAGGUAAGUGAGACUGGCCACGUCCCGCAGCAGAACUGUGUCUGAGGAUGCAGCUGUGAGUCCAGCAGAAGAAAAUCUUCUGUCUUUCAGCACCGAGGACUCAUAAUGAACACACAUCACUCUCGCCAGCCUAUCAGAAAGUGCCCUCAGAACACAAUACAUCCCAGCACUUCACACAAAGUGCAACUCAUGCCUCAGUAAAUGACUCACUUCUGGACUGUAGAAAAGACCACUGCCACAAUAUCUUCACUUAGAAUCGUUUGUACUACCUAACAAUACUACAGAGAAAGCAGCAUAGAUUUGUAUGAUUCAACUAGAUGAUUAAUUAAUGGAAUAGUUCACCCCAAAAAUGAAAAUUCUGACAUAAUUCACUCACCCUCAUGUAGUUCCAAACCUGUAUGAUUUUCUGUUUUCAGUGGAACACAAUAAGAGGUAUUUAGUGUCCUGGCUACUCUUCCAUGCAAUGAAAGUAAAUGGGAAUUGUGGGUGUCAAGCUCUCAAAAGGACAAAAAAGCACCAUAAAAGUAGUCCAAACAACUCUCACUCUAUUUCAAGUCUAAUGAAGCCAUAAAAUAGCAUUUUGCAAGGAACAGGCCAAAGCACAACUUACUUACUGAAAACCUGGCUGUGGUCACCAUUCACUUCCAUUGUAUCGAAAUGAACUUGGACUCUUAUAUAUUACUUCUUUUCUACUUUUCUACUGCUAAAUAACUUAUUUUGUGUUCUAUGGAAGAUAGAAAGCCAUACAGGUUUGGAACAAAAUGAGGGUGAGUAAAUGAUGACUUUUUAGUAAACCAAUGCCAAUGUACUCACAUGACAAAACUGUAAGUUCAGGGUAACUUCUUGACAGCGUACAACAUGUAUGAAAUUGCAUGUUUUACUACAUAUAUAAUGUAAAGAGUGUAAAAACUUUACAAUGCAUUGGUGCUAUCUUGUAGAUAAUUUGGUCAUGGUAAAUAAAUAAAUACACAAUAAAUGGAAACAUGUUCUUGAAAGAGAGACCAAAUGCACAUUCCAGGUAGAAUAGCUGUCUAUCCUUCAGCCCAUCAUUAAGAAAUAUCUAUUCCUUAUUUGUAAUGCUCUGUAUGAUGCCCUCUCCAGUGUAUCUCAUAACUCCAGUCUAUAUUAUAUUAAACUCCCACAGCAACAAGACCCUCAUCUGAUAGUUAGAAUGCAUGGGUCAUCCUAAUCGAGUGUGAAAAAAAAAAAAAAAAAAAAAAAAUGAGGAUCAGUAUUGUACUAUACUUGCUUUGCAUAGAUCCAACCCAAAAAGCUGUGCAUGUUGUUUAGAUUUGCAAGGGAACUUUAUGUCCAGUUAUAAUCUCUAGGUAAAGUGUGUAGAAUUGUUCAGGAUUAAUUUAUAUUAUUUAUAUAAUAAUGUUUGUAUUUUUAAGCACUGUAAUUAAAUACAUAUUGUAGGUCAGGGGACAUUUGCUUAGGCAAUCAUUACAGAUGUUAUUUUCUGUGUACCAUGGAACUUUGAUAUAUUGUAAAUAUUUAAAUGUGUAUACUAUGGCCUCAAAACACUUUUGAUUUUGUCUUCUUUUGAUUCAUUCUCUAAUUGUCUAUAUAUAUAUAUAUUAUCCAAACUAGUCCUGUCAAGAAACUUUUCAAGACUGGCUUUCAAACAUAGAUUAUCAUUAGUUAAUAACCCUUUUAAAUAUACACAACUUUAUAUGCUUAAGGACCUGGGCUGGGUUUUUGGAAAUUGUGACAUGAUCAAGUCAGAUCAUUUGAUGUCGCACACCACAACACAUCAAAUGAUGUCAAAACCAUUAUUGGCAUUGUCAAACAUUGGACAGACAGUGACUUGAAAAGAAUGUAGUGUCUGUGAAUGCAACAUCAUAAAGGGAGCAAUACAAUGCCAGUGAUGAUGAAAGAUAUCUGUUUAUCAUGACAAGCAGGAAUAAUAUUACAUUAAAUGAAAUUUCACUGUGUUCCAUGAAACAUCAUCAGUAGACUAUGCCAGUAACUAUGCCAAUGGUGUGAUAAGCCAGAGAAAAGGUCAUAGACAACACACUGAUACAUUAUAGAGGGAUCAUUUUGCUUGUAAUAUAAUAAGAUCUUAUUUAAUAAGAAAUGUAAAAAGAUCUUAUUUAACAUUUGUAUUAUUUCUGUAGUUUUGUCUGCCAUGCUAUCUUUGUUUUGUAAGUGCUGAGCUAAAGAAUAUUAUACUUUGGCAUUUAGAAAUGAAAUAUGAUAUAUUUUUCCUGGGGUUGAGAGAUACCCCCUCAGUUUCCAGAAGCUAUUAAGUGUGAAAUAAUUUUAUACUGUGACUCCACUAUUUUUUAACUCAAAGUUAUACUGAAAUGCAACCCUCUCUUCAUCAUUCUCUAAAAUCAUUAAACGUUAAGGUCUUUGAGUCCAAGUGGCUCUGUCAGCUUUUUUUCUCCUUUGUGCAUUUUUGAAAAGAGGUCCGUCCAUCCAGUAUUUUCUCUCAACAUUACAGAUCUAUUUUACCUUUUUCUUUACUUCUUAAAUUGGAAUAAGCUGAAAGUAAUGAGAGAAUACAGUAUACAAUACUGUAACAGUGUCUUAGUUCAAUUAGUGGUGUUCUAGUUAUUUUGAUUUAUCAUGUUGUAUAUCUCAGUUCUGUAUUUCAUUAUUUGUAAUGUUUGUUAUUGUUUGACUGCCUAAUUUAAGAUAAAGCCAGAUCAAUGUAACAAAGAUCAAUCAAUCAUAAAAUCAAUGUAUUCUAUGAAAGGAUUUGGGAAACUUUUACAGCAACUGCUACAACCCCAGCACAACACAACAUUUUUAUUAUUAGAUCAUUAGUUGUGACUUGAGAUCUCCAUUUAAAAAAAUGAAAUGGUUUCUUAAAUAUUGUUAAAUGAGAAAUAGUGUAGAUUUUAUAAUGUGUAUUUUAUUUUAUUGAUCUUUUUCUUAUAAAAUUUGAGGUUGGUGCUUAUUAAUAACAAACUAUGCAAUAUAUGUUUGGAUUUGUAUACACUAAUUGUAUUAUUUAACCAUCACCAAACUAAAAUGGAGCUUAAGACAUUGCAUACAUUGCAACAUUGAUUGAUAUUUAAUAAUGUAUAAUAAAAUAUUUGU
Messenger RNA from Myxocyprinus asiaticus (Chinese sucker), 4032 nucleotides. Its product is annotated as low density lipoprotein receptor adapter protein 1-B. The transcript is spliced from 10 exons. Bases 192 to 992 code for a protein of 266 amino acids. The record is from RefSeq and is a predicted model, not a curated record. NCBI's taxonomy places the organism in Eukaryota, Metazoa, Chordata, Actinopteri, Cypriniformes, Catostomidae.